Molecule: messenger RNA, 1736 nt
Organism: Fopius arisanus
Lineage: Eukaryota; Metazoa; Arthropoda; Insecta; Hymenoptera; Braconidae
Exons: 4
Coding region: 661-1599 (312 amino acids)
Cellular component (GO): mitochondrion
Source: RefSeq, a predicted model, not a curated record
GAGGGAGCAGUCGACUGCGUGUAUGCUAUUUUCUGCGUUACGAAAUUGAUUUUUGUUUUUUAUUAUAACGCAGAAAAUGACAUCCACCCCGUCAACUGGUCGAAAUUUUUUUGCAAAUUUUUUUGAAAAUUUUUUGAGAACUUUUUCGAAAAUUUCUUUGAAAAAUUUUUCGAAAAUUUUUUGAAAAAAAAAAUCAGUAAAUGAAUAAUCCUGUGCAGAAUCAUUCGGAAUUUUUGUUUUUAAUUAUUAAUCAAGGAAUUAGCAGCAGUAGUAAAAGAUUUAUUUGAAUUUCCCGCGGGUUUUUCGGAGUUGUCACGUGUCAUUUCAAGACUUUUAUGUAAUCCGGUGAAAAAUUAAUAAAUAAGACAAAAAUUCCGGCUGUUUCAACGGUUUUAUUUUCGCUCUCAUUUGAUUUUUCGAUGUACAAUUAAUUGAAUUUCUUUUGAGAAUUUUCGAGAGAAUAUUAAAUAGUUGAAACCGGUCAGGCGACUUUAUUCGUGAAUUUCUGGGAGGGAGGUGAAUAGUUUAUACAUAACGUGGAGGUCACAGGUGCAAAUUAUCGCAGUUCUCCAGGUGAAUGUGACAGUUUGGUGUUGUUACGGCAGUUUACUAGUGCGACGUUUAAGUUGGAGUGAUUAGGAGUAAUUGGGAGAGUGAAUCAUGGCCCUUACACGCAUCGGACACUCCAGGGAUCUUCCGAUGAUCCUGCGGAGACUCAAUCAUGAAGUGAAGGAAACGCGCCUGGACACACGUCACUGUGAUCCUCGUCCCGCGAAUUUCCAUGUCUCGGGAAUUCGGCGUUACCCGAAGGCUCCUUGUCUACCUCUUCCAGAAAAUCUCUCCGAGGUUUUCAGCAAUGAGACAGGCCGUUUUGCCCCGGAGAGGGUGCGGGAUUUGGCAUCUCCGAUGAUGCUGUACAGCGCCAACAACACCAACAAGAGCUGGAACAACUCCUGGAUGUCCAGUUCCAGUCAGACAUUCGGAGAUACCCACGUGGAUUCCUAUGACUGCUUCGGUGCCAUCAGUCUUAAUGGAAUUAUGCAGACGAAUGUGCCUCAUCCUUGCAAAUCAACGUUGAGAGGAACCCAUAUGAAUAUGCCUGGAGGCCAGUGGGUGCAGAGUGGAAAGUACAUCGCUGACUACUUGCAGAAUAAUCAUUAUGACUUCAUUAGGAAGAACUACGGGCGUACGACGAGUGAAAAUGGUUCCAUACUCAAGGCUUAUUACUCAACAAGUGCCGAUAUCCCGAAAGAAUCGGAGAGCAACAAGAAUAAAUUAACUAAAGCCGAGAAACUCAAAAGAGCUGUCAAGGAUUAUGGCAGUACUGUCAUCGUUUUUCACGUAGGAAUUUCACUAGUCUCGCUUGGGGCUUUCUACACUCUUGUUUCUAGUGGAUUAGACCUCACGCCACUCGUCAAAUUGAUUCCCAACUCGAGUGAACGCUUCGAGGCAAUAAUGACAGGCUCAUCAACAUUUCUUGUUGCGUACGCAAUCCAUAAGGCUUUUGCCCCCGUGAGAAUAUCGAUAACUCUGACUUCCGCACCGUUUAUUGUCAGAUAUCUUCGAAGAAUUAGAGUUCGAAAAAUGCCGAAGACGUGACGGGAUUCUCAAGUCCUCGAUUGGAUAAAAACAGUAAGAAAUGCAUGGUAAUUAUUAUUUUUUAUACGAAAUAAAGAGCAACAACUGUCAAUUGUGUACUGAAUUUUAUUAUAUAAAGAAUAUAAUGAUUAAUUUUA